Messenger RNA from Lottia gigantea (owl limpet), 543 nucleotides. RefSeq lists its product as hypothetical. The coding region runs from base 1 to 543 and encodes 180 amino acids. Gene Ontology annotation, cellular component: cytosol; cis-Golgi network membrane; TRAPP complex. The record is from RefSeq and is a predicted model, not a curated record. The transcript is spliced from 5 exons. Gene Ontology annotation, biological process: endoplasmic reticulum to Golgi vesicle-mediated transport; intra-Golgi vesicle-mediated transport. Lineage: Eukaryota; Metazoa; Mollusca; Gastropoda; Lottiidae.
AUGUCUAGACAGUCAGCCCGUGGUACAGACAUCCGGAAAGUGAAUGGUGAAUUAUUCACUUUGACAUAUGGUGCUCUUGUGUCACAGUUAAUGAAAGAUUAUGAAAAUGAUGAAGAAGUAAAUAAACAGUUAGAAAAAAUGGGAUAUAAUAUUGGUGUGCGAUUAAUAGAAGAUUUUUUAGCCAGAGCUAAUUCUAAUAGAUGUAAUGACUUCCGAGAAACAGCUGAUAUUAUCUCAAAGGUAGCAUUCAAAAUGUAUUUAGGUAUAACUCCAGUAAUAAGUAAUUGGAGUCCAUCUGGUGAUGAAUUUUCUCUACUAAUAGAAAAUAAUCCUCUAAUAGAUUUUGUAGAGUUACCUGAAGGUCAUAGUUCAUUAAAUUAUUCCAAUAUCCUAACAGGGGUAUUGAAAGGUGCCUUAGAAAUGGUUCAAAUGGAUGUUGAUGUCAAAUUUGUUCAGGAUCAAUUAAAGGGAGAUAAUCUAACAGAAUUAAGAUUAAAAUUUAUCAAGAGAUUGGAGGAUGCUAUACCCGCAGGAGAAGACUAA